This is a messenger RNA of Cloeon dipterum, 1610 nucleotides long. RefSeq names its product calcineurin subunit B type 2. Gene Ontology annotation, biological process: calcineurin-mediated signaling; protein dephosphorylation. The transcript has 6 exons. NCBI's taxonomy places the organism in Eukaryota, Metazoa, Arthropoda, Insecta, Ephemeroptera, Baetidae. The coding region runs from base 206 to 718 and encodes 170 amino acids. Gene Ontology annotation, cellular component: calcineurin complex. Gene Ontology annotation, molecular function: calcium ion binding; phosphatase binding; calcium-dependent protein serine/threonine phosphatase regulator activity. The record is from RefSeq and is a predicted model, not a curated record.
AAGACAUGCGCAGUUCGGUGUUUGACCGUCCUACAUAAUUCUGCAUAAAAUAAUAGUAAAUAUAUUUUCAUCAAGUUGCUCUGACCGCGUUCUAGCCCAAUAAAGGACCUCGAGGGAUUAUUUAUCCUCGAUAUCAUAAGAUCAACCCACCCACGGUUGUGAGGCUGCAACUUUCUUUGUUCUCUGGUUCUAAGAAGAGUGAAAAAUGGGUAAUGAAACAUCACUGCCAAUGGAGCUCUGCUCCAACUUCGACGCUGACGAAAUCAGGCGCCUUGGAAAAAGGUUCAGAAAGCUUGACUUGGACAAUUCCGGGUCGCUGAGCAUUGACGAGUUUAUGACACUGCCAGAGUUGCAGCAGAACCCACUUGUGCAGCGAGUGAUCGAUAUUUUCGACGCUGACGGAAAUGGAGAAGUGGACUUCAAGGAAUUUAUUCAGGGCGUGUCGCAGUUUAGUGUUAAGGGCGACAAGGAGUCCAAGUUGAGAUUUGCUUUCCGCAUCUAUGACAUGGACAAUGAUGGCUACAUUUCGAAUGGAGAGCUCUUCCAGGUCCUGAAAAUGAUGGUCGGGAACAAUCUCAAAGAUACCCAGCUCCAGCAGAUUGUCGACAAGACAAUACUUUUCGCAGACAAAGAUGAUGACGGAAAGAUAAACUUUGAAGAAUUCUGUACCGUUGUUGGCAACACAGACAUUCACAAGAAAAUGGUUGUAGAUGUUUAAAUCUAUCUGAAAAAUAUCACCAAAGGUGGUAAAGUUAUCAAGAAUUUCAGUCAAGCCAUUCAUCAUUUUAUAAGUUUUUUGCUUCAACUUAAUCGAUUAAAAGUUAAGAAUUGUUUGUUGUUUGUGUUCCCUCAAGAAUUUUCUUGUUAAGUUUUUAUUAAAUAUUGUGAUAAUUUUUGUACAUUAUACUCUCCAAGUACACAAUUUGAGUGGCUCUAUAAUGUAAAUGCAGAAAAAAUACGUUGGUGAAUCUAAGUCACUGGUUUUCUAUGGAUGUUUUUCUACUCACAAUUAACUGAGAUGGCAGAGCUUGCCAAAACAUCUUCUAACGUUGAAAAUUGUUAGCCCUUCAAAAGAUGGUUUUUGAUAAUAAAAAAUUCUCUAAGUUUCAAGACGUAAAACAGUUAUUGAGAUAAAAUUAAAUCUUGAGCAUUAAAAAUGUUUUUCCAUCAUGUGCACUUGCUAUUGUUGGAAUCAAACUAUUGAUAAAAUUUUAUUGUAACAUAUUAAUCCAAGGAGGUGAAACUUUUUGGGGAAAAUUCGUGUUGUGCACUAAUCUCUCGAUACUGUAUGAAUGUAAUUUUACUUGAGCUCUUUUGUGCCACUCUAACUUUUGUAAUUUUAACUUGUGUUAGCUUUCAGGUAAUAAUAAUCAGUUGUACACUUAAUCAAAACUUACUCACUUGAUCAUACUAAAUUAGUUUUUGUUGAAUAAGCUCGAUUUAUGUACCAACCUGUAUUGCUUAUAUUUUUACAAAGUUGUAACUCGAUCUUUUCCUCCUAUCGCUCCUCAAAAGAUUAAUCAAUUAAACUGUUUAUACUUUCUGAUUGGGUGUUACCAGAGAGGAUCUCUGUUGUUGCAAUCCUACCAAAUAAAUCAUUAUCAAACAUA